Messenger RNA from Gigantopelta aegis, 5034 nucleotides. Its product is annotated as epidermal growth factor receptor-like. Bases 78 to 2183 code for a protein of 701 amino acids. The record is from RefSeq and is a predicted model, not a curated record. Lineage: Eukaryota; Metazoa; Mollusca; Gastropoda; Neomphalida; Peltospiridae. The transcript is spliced from 14 exons.
GGCACUUGUGUCUGAACCUGUGAUGUGACCUGUAGGUGGCGGUCAACAGUUGGCGAUUAUUCGUUCUAUAUGGAAAUAUGACGGUGUGGUGGAUCUGGGUACUGCUGUGGUGUUUUUACAUGCGGGGGCGUCAGGGGCAGAAAGUGUGUAUUGGAACUGAUCAGGGUUUCAGCUACACUGGUGACCUGCUGCAGCAUUACGAGAGACUACAGCGGCGUUACGCCGACUGUACCCACGUGAGCGGCAACCUCGAGAUAACGCACAUCAGCGACCCCAACAUCGGCUACAACCUCACUUUCCUACAAACGAUCCAAUACGUGACCGGCUACGUUCUGAUUGGCCUAGUCACAGAGGUCAAGAUCAUCCCAUUGGAUCGCCUGCAGGUCAUACGUGGUGAUGCGACCUUUAACCUCUUGGGAAAACGCUGCUCAUUGGCUGUUACUUUAACCUCCACGGGAAAUGACACCAAGCGUGGAUUAAGAGAAAUUCAUUUGCCAGCUUUAACAGAAAUUAUCAGAGGAAAUGUCGCAUUCUUUCACAACGCCGACCUGUGUUAUGUUGACACAGUUUUAUGGAGCGCCAUUACUGGGGACAAGAAUGAUGCAGUCUUUACAAAAACUGGAUCGUCACCAUUAUGUAAACCUUGUUCCGUGUCUUGUUACUAUGGCAACGUCAGUCGAUGUUGGGGACCAAGUCGAAAUCUUUGCCAGAAAGUGGAAGACGAAAACACAGAACCAACGGAGAAAGAUAAAGUUUGUAGUGGAACACAAAUGGGUUUCAGCUACAGCGGGUCGCUGGAACGUCAUUACCAGAGAUUACGUCAUCGCUACACCGACUGCACGUACAUAAGAGGCAACCUAGAACUGACGCAUCUACGCGACCCACGCGUCCAGUACGACCUGUCGUUUCUGAAGACCAUCAGAUACGUCACCGGCUACGUGCUCGUUGCCAUGAUAACACGAGUUCCGGCGAUUCCCUUAGACAGUCUGCAGACGAUACGCGGAGAUGAGUUGUUCCCCCUGCUGAGGUCAGAGUGCAGUCUGGCGGUGGCCCUGAACUACGACGACCACGACGGCAAACGUGGAUUACGGGAACUCCGUUUAUUAUCACUAACAGACAUCAGCCACGGUGAGGUCGUGUUCGUUGAAAAUCCACACCUGUGUUACGUGAACACCAUCAAUUGGGAUGACGUCAUUGGAGGCAAAACCAAACCGAGGUUUACAGAAAACCAUUCAGGGAUUCCAGCUUUCUCGGAAACAUGCAAGCCUUGUUCGCCUAGCUGUCAGAAUGACAAGACACGCCGUUGUUGGGGACAUCUGAACAAACACUGUCAAAAAGUUGCAGAUUACGAUAAUAACUUUAUAGACAAUGAAUGUCACGGCACCAACAUGGGCCUCAGCUACGUGGGCUCAUUACAGAAGCACUACGACUGGAUGAAGAGCCACUACAGGUACUGCACGUACGUCCACGGUAACCUGGAAAUAACCCACCUGCGAGACCCCGCCAUUCACUAUGACCUCAGCUUCCUCGAGCACAUCCGUUACGUCACGGGCUACGUGCUGAUAGCGCUGAUAUCGCACGUGGAGGUCGUCCCGCUAACCCGGCUGGAGAUCAUCCGCGGCAAUACGACGUUUGACCUCUUCAACGACCGCUCCAGUCUGGCCGUGCUCGUAACCUACAGCAGAAACGAGAAGGGCUACUUCGGAUUAGUAGAAUUACAGAUGCCAGCUUUGAAAGAAAUUUCAAGGGGACGAAUCAUAUUCUCACAAAAUCCCACGUUGUGUUACGUGCACACAAUACACUGGGACUCAAUCACAGGAGGCAGGUACGCUGCUGUAACCAUGGACACCUCAGACGGCGUCACGGCAUUUUCACAGAAAUGUGACGUCUGUCCGUCUGUGUGUGAAGUCGAGGGUGUGAAACGAUGCUGGGGUCAGUCAACACGACUCUGUCAACGAGUGCUGCCGUCGAAGAAGUGCCACACGUCGUGUCCACAGCGCUGCUUCGCCCUGGGUUUGCUAGGCUGCUGCAGAUCCCAGUGUGCAUCCACCUGUGACGGUCCUACUACUAACGACUGCAAGCUAUGCAAGGAUUAUCGCUUUGGGCAUCAGUGCCUGUCAAGCUGUCCAUAUGAUCGACAUACAUUUCCAGUCGGACAGAUAUGUGCUGUUGUUCCACCCUAGCUGACAGAUAUACUGGACAGAUAUGUGUCAUGUUGUUCUACCCUAGCUGACAGAUAUACUGGACAGAUGUGUGUCAUGUUGUUCCACCCUAGCUGACAGAUAUACUGGACAGAUGUGUGUCAUGUUGUUCUACCCUAGCUGACAGAUAUACUGGACAGAUGUGUGUCAUGUUGUUCCACCCUAGCUGAAAGAUAUGUGUCAUGUUGUUCCACCCUAGCUGAAAGAUAUGUGUCAUGUUGUUCCACCCUAGCUGAAAGAUAUGUGUCAUGUUGUUCCACCCUAGCUGACAGAUAUAUUGGACAGAUAUGUGUCAUGUUGUUCCACCCUAGCUGACAGAUAUAUUGGACAGAUAUGUGUCAUGUUGUUCCACCCUAGCUGACAGAUAUGUUUCAUGUUGUUCCACCCUAGCUGACAGAUAUGUGUCAUGUUGUUCCACCCUAGCUGACAGAUAUAUUGGACAGAUAUGUGUCAUGUUGUUCCACCCUAGCUGACAGAUAUGUUUCAUGUUGUUCCACCCUAGCUGACAGAUAUGUGUCAUGUUGUUCCACCCUAGCUGACAGAUAUGUCAUGUUGUUCCACCCUAGCUGAAAGAUAUACUGGACAGAUAAGUCCUGCUGUUCCACCCUAGCUGACAGAUAUACUGGACAGAUAUGUGUCAUGUUGUUCCACCCUAGCUGACAGAUGUGUGUCAUGUUGUUCCACACUAGCUGACAGAUAUACUGGACAGAUAUGUGUCAUGUUGUUCCACCCUAGCUGACAGAUAUGUGUCAUGUUGUUCCACCCUAGCUUAAAGAUAUACUGGACAGAUAUGUCCUGUUGUUCCACCCUAGCUGACCGAUAUACUGGACAGAUAUGUGUCAUGUUGUUCCACUCUAGCUAACAGAUGUGUCAUGUUGUUCCACCCUAGCUGACAGAUAUGUGUCAUGUUGUUCCACCCUAGCGGACAGAUAUACUGGACAGAUAUGUGUCAUGUUGUUCCACCCUAGCUGACAGAUGUAUUGGACAGAUGUGUGUCAUGUUGUUCCACCCUAGCUGACAGAUAUAUUGGACAGAUAUGUGUCAUGUUGUUCCACCCUAGCUGACAGAUAUACUGGGCAGAUAUGUCCUGUUGUUGCACCUUAGCUGAAAGAUAUACGGAACAAAUAUAUAUUUGUUAUUCCACCGUACUGACAUAUAUACAGGACAAAUAUGUGCUGUUGUUCCACCCUAGCCGACAUAUAUACAGGACAAAUAUGUGCUGUUGUUCCACCCUAGCUGACCGAUAUAUUGGACAGAUGUGUGGCAUGUUGUUCCACCGUAGCUGACAGAUAUGUGUCAUGUUGUUCCACCCUAGCUUACAUAUAUACAGGACAGAUAUGUGUUGUUGUUCCACCCUAGUAGAAAGAUAUACGGGACAAAUAUGUCCUGUUGUUCCACCCUCGCUGACAUAUAUACAGGACAAAUAUGUGCUGUUGUUCCACCCUAGCUGACAUAUAUACAGGGCAGAUAUGUGCUGUUGUUCCACCCUAGCUGACAGAUAUAUUGGACAGAUAUGUGUCAUGUUGUUCCACCCUAGCUGACAGAUAUGUGUCAUGUUGUUCUACCCUAGCUGACAUGUAUACAGGACACAUAUGUGUUGUUGUUCCACCCUAGUAGAAAGAUAUACGGGACAAAUAUGUCCUGUUGUUUCAUCCUAGCUGACAUAUAUACAGGAUAAAUAUGUGCUGUUGUUCCACCCUAGCUGAACGAUAUAUGGGACAGAUAUGUGCUGUUGUUCCACCCUAGCUGACAGAUAUAUUGGACAGAUAUGUGUCAUGUUGUUCCACCCUAGCUGACAGAUAUGUGUCAUGUUGUUCCACCCUAGCUGACAGAUAUGUGUCAUGUUGUUCUACCCUAGCUGACAUGUAUACAGGAAACAUAUGUGUUGUUGUUCCACCCUAGUAGAAAGAUAUACGGGACAAAUAUGUCCUGUUGUUCCAUCCUAGCUGACAUAUAUACAGGAUAAAUAUGUGCUGUUGUUCCACCCUAGCUGAACGAUAUAUGGGACAGAUAUGUGUCAUGUUGUUCUGCUCUAGCUGGGAACGUGCUAUUGUUCUAGUCAGAUAUGUGCUGUUAGUCCACCUGAGCUGACAAGGCACAUAUUAUGUCUUGUCGUUUCACUCUAGCUGGAAACGUGCUAUUGUUCUAGUCAGAUACGUGCUGUUAGUCCACCUGAGCUGACAAGGAACAUAUUAUGUCUUGUCGUUUCACUCUAGCUGGAAACGUGCUAUUGUUCUAGUCAGAUACGUGCUGUUAGUCCACCUGAGCUGACAAGGCACAUAUUAUGUCUUGUCGUUUCACUCUAGCUGGAAACGUGCUGAUAUUCAACUCAUGUAUGAUGUAUGUGGACAAAUGACAUAUUGGUAACAAAUGUAACUGAAAGAAGAUAUUGUUCAAAUUGGAGGGAAAAGUAAAUAAAAUGAAUGAAAACAACCCAACACAACUGGCCGUUUUUGCACAAUUGUUUUUUUUUUCAACAUUACUUCUUGUAGCAAAUUGACAUAAUAAAUAAUAAUAAUUAAAAAAAACCCAGUUGGUUUUUACAGGGAGACAAGUUCAAGCAACAUGUGCAAAACAAUGUUUAUAUGCAAUGCUGUGUUGUAAUAAAGACCAAGUUAUGCUUUUUACUUCAAAUGCAUUUUAUUCAAUUUCGUCUUCUAGUUCUUACCAAUAAGUAAUUUGUCAACAUACUUAAUAUGUAUAUUACAUUUCUAUACAAAAAUAUUCAGUGAAAUACUCAGUUAUUUAUACUUUUCGACUUUUCGGUAUGUGCAUGUAUAUGUAUGUAUGUAUGUAUAUAUGUAUGUAUGUAUAGCAAUAUUUUCGCAAACCA